Penicillium malachiteum is the source of this 1272-nucleotide messenger RNA. RefSeq lists its product as uncharacterized. The record is from RefSeq and is a predicted model, not a curated record. Gene Ontology annotation, molecular function: transmembrane transporter activity. The transcript is spliced from 4 exons. NCBI's taxonomy places the organism in Eukaryota, Fungi, Ascomycota, Eurotiomycetes, Eurotiales, Aspergillaceae. Gene Ontology annotation, cellular component: fungal-type vacuole membrane. The annotation marks the transcript as partial. Gene Ontology annotation, biological process: transmembrane transport.
AUGGAGACAAUGGAAAUCUCCUCCCAGGAGGAUCUCGCCGAACAGCACGAUGUCAAUUUGCCACCAGUUGAUACAGGCAAGGGAGCAUGGCUGUUCUUAGCCGCAUGUUUUAUGAUUGAGGCUUUGAUAUGGGGUUUCACAUUUUCUUAUGGUAUUUUCCAAGACUACUACAGUACUCAUGAGCCCUUCAAGAGCUCAGGUGAUAUUGCUAUUGUUGGAACCUGCGCCAUGGGUGUCUCAUACAUGCUACUGCCUGUCGCUUUCAUUCUUCUACAGGCAAUUCCUCGCCUCAAGCUAUGGGCUGCACCAAUUGGUUUCAUAAUCAUGUGCCUGGCACUUUCACUCAGUUCUUUUGCAAAGAAUACUACCGAUCUCAUUCUAUCUCAGGGAAUUGCAUAUGGUAUUGGCGCCAGUCUAGCAUAUGCUCCCACGAUUGUGUUCAUGGAAGACUGGUUUGUUCGCAGAAAGGGGUUAGCAUUUGGAAUUAUGUGGGCUGGUACUGGUCUUUCUGGCGUCAUUCUUCCCAUCCUUUUGCAGUGGAUGCUGGAUACCUAUGGACAUAAAACCGCAUUACGUGCCUGGUCCAUCAUUCUCUUGGUAAUGGGAGGUCCAUUGCUGUUCUAUCUUCGUCCUCGUCUUCCAAUCUCUCGUGCAUCGCACACUCGACCCUUUGACUUCCGAUUCCUUAUGAAUUCUACUUUCCUGAUCUAUGAAUCCGGGAACAUCCUGGAAGCCAUGGGUUACUUCCUUCCAACCAUCUAUCUCCCCACUUAUGCCAAAAGUCUGGGAGCUAAUACCUUCGAGUCUACUCUCACUGUCAUGUUAUUCAAUCUAGCAUCUGUGUUUGGGUGUGUGAUUAUGGGCACAAUGGUAGAUCGUUACCACGCCACAACAUGCAUCCUGGCUUCGACCGUGGGCAGCACUGUUGCUGUAUUUUUGAUCUGGGGUCUCUCAGAUACCCUUGCUCCGCUCUACAUUUUCUGUAUCUUCUAUGGUCUAUUUGCCGGUUCAUUCACUUCUACCUGGCCGGCAGUUGUCAACGAGAUUAAGAAGAAGAGUGUGUAUGCGGAUCCUAGCAUCAUCUUUGGCCUUUUGUCAACCGGGAGAGGAAUUGGCAAUAUCGUCAGUGGUCCGUUGAGUGGAGCUCUUCUGGAUAGUAAGGCUUGGGAAGGAGUGGCUUCAAAAGGCUAUGGUACUGGUUACGGGCCUUUGAUUGUUUUCACUGGUGUUUCUGCACUUUUGGGUGGUCUGGGUGUAGUUGCGAGAUCGACA